This is a messenger RNA of Anopheles maculipalpis, 1548 nucleotides long. Its product is annotated as cytochrome P450 6A1-like. The record is from RefSeq and is a predicted model, not a curated record. The transcript is spliced from 2 exons. Gene Ontology annotation, molecular function: monooxygenase activity; iron ion binding; oxidoreductase activity, acting on paired donors, with incorporation or reduction of molecular oxygen. Bases 38 to 1540 code for a protein of 500 amino acids. Lineage: Eukaryota; Metazoa; Arthropoda; Insecta; Diptera; Culicidae.
GUAUCUCUCAAGCGUUCAUCCGAACAGCAUCAGCAAGAUGUGGAUUACAUUGCUCGUGUUAGUGCUGUUGGCGGUAGUCUACUGGAUAAGGCAACGACUUUCCUACUGGAAGCUGCGCGGCGUCCCAUACGUUAAGCCCUCCUUCCCUCAGGGAAAUUUGGCUGGCGUUGGCAAGAAGAGUCACAUGUCGGAAAUUCUGCAAAAUUGCUACAAACAACUUAAAAGCUCUGGCAAACCUUUCGGUGGAAUUCACUUCUUCAUCAAUCCCGUCGCACUGCUGAUCGAUCUCGAUCUUAUUAAGACGGUUCUGGUGAAAGAUUUCCAAUACUUUCACGAUCGUAACCUCUACCAUAACGAUCGAGAUGAUCCCCUGUCCGGUCAUCUGGUCGCCAUGGAAGGAACUAAGUGGAGGAACCUAAGGGCGAAGCUGACACCUACCUUCACUUCGGGUAAAAUGAAGCUGAUGUUCUCCACGGUGACUGCUGUGGCGGAAGAGUUUGACAAGUGUAUGAUGCACGAGAUCAGCCGCAGCUCCGUGGUGGAGAUGAAGGAUCUUCUGGCACGCUUCACUACGGACGUUAUCGGUUCGGUUGCGUUUGGGCUCGAGUGCAACAGUUUAAAAGAUCCCGAGGCAAAGUUUCGUGUGAUGGGCCGCAAGGUGUUUCAAUUGUCGCGCUACCGAGCGCUCAAGAUCUUUCUCGCCGGACAGUUCCCACAGAUUGCACGCGCGUUCCACGUAAAGUUAACUGCUCCAGAUGUGUCCGAUUUUUUUAUGGGUGUCGUUAAAGAUACGAUCGAAUUUCGCAAAAGUAACAAUGUGCAACGGAACGACUUCAUGACACUGCUAAUGAAGUUAAUGAAGGAACAGGUGGAACAGAGUGAAGCCGCUGACCAAAUAGAUCACCUAACGUUCGACGAAAUUGCUGCUCAAGCGUUUGUCUUUUUCCUGGCCGGGUUUGAAACGUCCUCCACGGCAAUGUCGUUCUGUCUGUACGAGUUGGCGCUUCAGCAGGAGCUGCAGGACAAGGCACGCCAGAACGUUAGGGAAGUGUUGAAGAAGUAUGACACGAUUAGCUACGAAGCGAUACACGAGAUGAAGUACAUCGAGAUGUGCAUUAAUGAAUCUCUUCGAAAAUAUCCACCGGUGACUACCCUCACGCGUAGAGUUGAAAACGACUAUCGCGUACCGGACACUGAUCAGGUAUUGCAGCAAGGCAUCAUGGUUGCUAUUCCCGUGUAUGCCCUUCAUCACGAUCCCGAAUACUUCCCCAAUCCGGAACGAUUCGAUCCGGAGCGAUUUUCUCCGGCACAGAGCGAAAAGCGUCAUCCAUUUGCUUUUCUACCGUUCGGUGAAGGACCACGCAUAUGUAUAGGGUUACGAUUUGGGAUGAUGCAGGCACGUGUUGGACUAGCGUAUCUUCUGAAGAACUUCCGGUUUACGCUUGCAAAGGACAGGAUGAGUGUACCGUUGCACAUUACACCGGCUAGCACGAUUAUGACCAUCGAUGGAGGGCUUUGGUUAAAUGUGGAAAAACUGUAAAGAAGAAC